This is a messenger RNA of Triplophysa dalaica, 1449 nucleotides long. RefSeq names its product leupaxin (gene lpxn). Bases 99 to 1334 code for a protein of 411 amino acids. The record is from RefSeq and is a predicted model, not a curated record. Gene Ontology annotation, cellular component: filamentous actin; Z disc; adherens junction. Gene Ontology annotation, biological process: actin cytoskeleton organization; muscle structure development. The transcript is spliced from 9 exons. Lineage: Eukaryota; Metazoa; Chordata; Actinopteri; Cypriniformes; Nemacheilidae. Gene Ontology annotation, molecular function: muscle alpha-actinin binding; actin binding.
GCCCACAGCUGCCUGUACAUGAUCGCUCACGCACGUACACGCUCGCGAGGAACACACAGCACACACUUCUUGUCACUCAUCUCAAUCUAUAAACCAGCAUGGAAGAACUUGACAUGCUUUUAGAAGAGUUGGCCAACAACUCCUCACAAACUUCAACUGGUCCUGAAAUGAUUCCACCCAAAACACUCACGCCAGGAGCUUCAGUUAAAAGGGAUACACCUAAGCAUGAACCGACUGAUUCCUUUGGACCAACAACAAACUAUUUCAAUCAUACAUACAGUGUGCCUCCAACGCCCUCGGAGACAGGAGUGAUGAGUCCCACCACGGCCACACGAGAGUUAGACUCCAUCAUGAAUGAACUUUUGGGUUUAGAUCUUGGGCUUCCGGAACAAGCACCCACAUCAAACCCACCUCCAAUCGCUCGCAAGUUGAUAAAGGACAGAAAUCCAGCAGCAACUACACAAUGUGAUAGUGGAAAACCAGCAGAGGAAAAUGCAGAAGCUAAUAAAUCACAGCAUCCACCUCUGUCUGGAAAAAUAUCUAAGAGUGUGGAUGCCAUAGACGACUUGCUGGGCUCCCUUAGCUCAGACAUGGAGAAGAUGGGGGUCCACACUGCUGGAAAAGGCCACUGCGCUUCCUGUGGCAAGAUCAUCACAGGGAAGAUGAUCACAGCUCUGGGUCAGGUGUGGCACCCAGAACACUUUGUAUGUACGGAGUGCAGGGCAGAGGUUGGCACAUGUGGUUACUUCGAGAGAGAUGGCAAACCAUACUGUGAGACGGACUACCAAAGCCUCUUCGCUCCUCGCUGUGGCUACUGCAAGGGUCCUAUUAUUCAGAACAUUUUAACAGCAAUGGAUCAAACCUGGCACCCAGAACAUUUCUUCUGCUCCGACUGUGGAGAUCUAUUUGGACCUGAAGGGUUUAUGGAAAAAGAUGGUAAACCAUAUUGCCCCAGGGAUUUCUACCGCCUCUUUGCACCCAAAUGCUCUGGUUGUGGAGAACCAGUGAAGGAGAACUAUCUGUCUGCAGCCAAUGGAACCUGGCACCCCGACUGCUUUGUCUGUGCGGACUGUUUGAAGCCAUUUAAAGAUGGUUGUUUUCUCGAGAUGGAUGGUCGACCACUCUGUUCUCAGCACUAUCACUCUAGACAGGGGACUUUGUGUGGGACCUGUGGAGAACCCAUCACUGGCCGAUGCAUUGCAGCUCUCGACCGCAAGUUUCACCCUGAGCACUUUCUGUGUGCAUUUUGCCUUCGAAAGCUCAGUCAGGGUGUGUUUAAAGAGCAGGGAGGGAAGCCGUACUGUUCAGUAUGUCACACAAAACUCUUUCAAUAAAAGUCUGCAAGAAUUCUCUGAACAUAAAGAUUAAAAGUAAGUGUCAUUUGAAGUAUGUUGUACCUGCUUAAUUCAAAAUAAUAUUUUAAAAAUAAACUAUUUUAUGAUGUACAAA